Molecule: messenger RNA, 5658 nt
Organism: Rhinichthys klamathensis goyatoka
Lineage: Eukaryota; Metazoa; Chordata; Actinopteri; Cypriniformes; Leuciscidae
Gene: apobb.2
Product: apolipoprotein Bb, tandem duplicate 2
Biological process (GO): cholesterol transport; lipoprotein transport; cholesterol homeostasis
Cellular component (GO): low-density lipoprotein particle; very-low-density lipoprotein particle; mature chylomicron
Molecular function (GO): low-density lipoprotein particle receptor binding; cholesterol transfer activity
Source: RefSeq, a predicted model, not a curated record
CGAUGGACGUAAGAGAGCCUACUUGGCCCACAAGCUCGUAGCCGUGAUCCGCAAGAUGGAAGCUGAAACCUUGACGGCCGUUGUUCCCGAGGCAUUGGAAAUCUCUCAGUCUUUGACGUACCAGGCUUUGCUACAGUGCGGUACACCAGAAUGCUGCAGUGCUGUCAUGCAGAUAUUCAGGACCUUUGAGAAGUUCUCGGGUGAGAUUGACGCUGCUGUAUAUGCCAUGGGAAUGAUACCGCAGUCCUCCCGCGUCCUUGUGAAGGAAAUGUUGGCGAUGGCAAAGUUCAAGCCAAGCAAACCCAUCUACUACGCUCUCAGCAAUGCUGUGAGAAGGCUCUUUGAGACGGAUGGAGUCACCAGUGAGAUCCAGGCAGUGGCUGAUUACGCCCUUGAACAGAUCGGUGAUUGCACAGGUGACCAGGAACACGUCUUUCUUUCUUUGAAGGUCAUUGGCAACAUGGUGGCUGCAUUAGGGGCUGCGCGUCCCGCUUUGCAGUCUUCUGUUAUUCAAUGCAUCAAGCAGCCGGCUGCCUCCCCUGCAGUCCAACAGGCCGCGGUCCAGGUCUACAGACAGACUCCUGUACCUGAAGAGGGCCGAGAGGUGCUCAUGCAUGCUGUUCUGGACAGAGCCGCGUCCGUACAGAAGCGUGUAGCUGCGUAUCUCAUCUUGAUGAAGAACCCCAUGCCUCCUGAACUCGCUCAACUGGCAGCGGCUCUCCUUGUUGAGGAAAAUCCUCAGGUCAAGAGCUUCAUCAUCUCUCAUAUCAGCAACAUCUUGAGCUCUACAGCACCAGAGACCCUGGACUUGAGACAGAAGAUUCAAGAAGCCUUUCAAGGCAAUGAAAUUGAAAUGCUAAUGGAACCAAAUGAACUCUCUCGGUACUACAGACUUGGAUCUUUAGAGGGAAACAUGAUCUUUGAAUCUUCUAAUGAACUUCCAAGGGAGGUCAUGCUGGAGAUGACCUUGAAUGCUUUUGGAUUUGAUAUGGACUUAAUUGAGAUUGGCAUGGAGGGAAAGGGCUUUGAGCCCAUUGUGGAGGCUCUCUUUGGUGAUGAUGGAUUCUUCCCAGAUACUAUCAUGAAGACCACCUUAUUUGCCACCGACAAAAUGCCCACCGAACUCAAUGAGGUCUUGGACAACAUGCUGCCGUUAAUGGGAAACGAUAGGAAGAAGAGACAGGCUUCUCAAAACAUAGUCAAUGAAAUCAGUCAUAAUAUCAACAAGCUUAUCGAGGACUUAAAGGCCCAGGAUGCUCCUGAAGCAAUGGUGUACCUCAAGCUUCUGGGUGCUGAACUUGGGUAUCUUGAUACAAAAGAUGGCAAGAUGAUUCACAAUCUCCUUAAGAUGAUCCCCACUGACUUCCUCAAAAGACUGCUCUCAAGUGUCGACAACGAGCUUUUCCUUCACUACAUCUUUAUGGAUAAUGAGUUUUAUCUGCCCACCGGAGCUGGCUUUCCAGUGAGAGUGGCUCUGUCUGGUACUUUUACUCCUGGAGUAAAAGGAGGAUUGAGCUUUAAUCCAGGCAGGAGGGAAUUUGCUUUGACCCUGUCUGCUGGCAUUGAGUUUGGGACUCACUUUCCCGACUAUGUUCACUGUGGUCUGGAGAUGCACACGAACAUCUAUCAUGAGAGCGGUGUUAGAGCGAGGCCCUCUGUGACUGACAGCCAGCUCAAGCUCUCCAUUCCAGCUCCUCAUUGGCCAACGGAGCUCAUUAGCAUCACCGAUUCUCUGGUGUCUGUUGUUGGUGCCAAGGCUACGCCCAUUCCUGCCGAGGGCGAGUAUAUUAAUAUGAAUAAAUGCACUGCUUUUUUCCCUGGACUGAAGUACUGUACAGUCCUGAAGUAUCCUGAUGCAACAUCAAACGAUGCUGCCCCUUACUUUCCUCUCACUGGUGACAGAAAAUUUGCUGUUGAGCUCCAUCCAUCUGAAGAGGUCACAGAGUAUUUUGCCACCAUCAGCUACGCCUACGAAGAUGAGGCAGACAAAGUCACGUUUAGCCUGAAGGCUGAAGGAACAUCCCAUGAGGCCAGAAAUGUAGUGAUAUUAAACAGACAGCAGUACAGCAUCUCUGCAGAGUUGCUUAUCGAUUCUCUUCAGCUUGAUUCUAAAGUUUCUGCAAAACUGAAGCGUGGUGAGAAGUUUACUUUGGAAAUUGAGAGUGACCUAAAACUCCCAGAGACGACUUCUGUUCAAACACUCAUCCUGAAAUAUGAGAAUGAAAAGAUUGAGGCUGAAUUUAAGUCUGAUGUCAGAUCUGAAAUUCAAAGAAUCAUUCCCAACAUCCUUCUUGAUCGCCAGAUUGGCCUGAAUGAGUUGAAGGUCCGCGAUGUUCUGGCAAAGGCAGUUGCGAUUUUGGGAGUUCACACCGUGCCGGUGAUCACUCUUCCUGAAAGAUUGUUCCUAAAUGUAGAGGCUGCUGUUAAACAUCACUUUGGCCAGCAUUACUAUACCAUCACUCUUCCCUUGCCCUUGGGUGGAAAAUCCAGUAGGGAUCUGAACUUUCCCACAACGCUCUCCACACCAAACCUGAUUGUACCUCAUCUUGGUCUGGAAUUUGAAUCUGCUAGCAUUAACCUUCCAGAGGUCUUCAUUCCUGGGAGUGUGUCGCUGUCUGUGCCGACUCUCGGAUUGGUAGAGUUGUCCGGAAAACUAAACAGCAACUUUUACAUCUUAGACGCAGCUGUGUCUGCAGCCAGAGAUCCUGCUGAAAGUUAUUCUGCUAAGUUUGAAGUCACUGGCACAAGUCCUGUUGACCUUCUCUCCCUAAAGGUCGAAGGAUCUGCUCUAGUUGAGACCACACCUGGCGAUUCUCUCAAGGCUAACGUAAAGGCUGUGCUUCACCACAAGAUUAUCGGUGCCACGAUUGGUGUUGAGGGGGAAGUAGAAUUUGCUGAAAAACUCAGUGUGAAAUCCAAAAGCAAGCUUAAAGUUACUAGCCGUGUUGGAGUGCAAAUUUCAUUGGAGCACACUGGACAGUUUGGCGUUGAUGCCGAGGAGAUCUCUGGAGAUGGAAACCUGUUAGCAUUCUUCAAGGCUGGUUCAGUCCAUGGUUCAGGAAACCUUUUGCAAUCAGUCUCAGUCCUCCCAUUCAGACAAGAGGCAAAGAUUAAUUCUCCACUGAAAGUAGAUUCAAAACUUCUUCGGGCUCACAACUCCUUUGCUGUAGCCUUUGCCAAUGGAGAGCUGAUAAUUCUGGCCAACAACACAGCAUUUGACAACCUUCUAACAUUGCUAAACAUUGCUAAAAUAACCUUCAAGGAAUCCCAGUUUGAACUUAAUUCUCAUACGAAAGCACAGGUUCUUGGCCUGAAGAUUCAAAACGUGGUUGAGACCAGAGCUGGUGUUGAAGCAGUUAGCAUUAAGAUUGAGACCUCAACUUACAGCAUUGAAUAACUUAUCCAUUCCCUGGUCACAGGAGCACUGGACAUCAGUGGUCUAGCUAUUCACAGUGACGCCUCUGUUAAACUCAUUGGACACCAAGCUGUCCACAAAGCUAUUCUGAACCUCAAUAAAGAUGGCCUGAGAACCAAUGGCACAACCUCACUGCAAAGCCUCCUGAGUCUGCAGGAGCUUAAGCACACCUUCGAGAUCACCUACAAAAACGAAACUGCCACUGCUCAGUGCAAAACCAUUGGACAAAUCAUGGGAAGUCACAUUAACUACAACACUGAGCUAGAGAUUGCUGGACUUUCUGGUAAAAUCAAAAAUCAUAUACAUUUCAACUCCAGAUCAUUUAAUUUUGACACCAAUAGUGAUGAAUCUAUUCCAUUCAGUUUCAAUUUUGAUGCCAGUGUUAAUGGUAAGGAUAACACACACUUCCCUUAUGUACACGUAGGGCAUGGUUUUAUCGCAAAAGUCUUUCUAAAAGCAGAACCACAAUCCAUAGCUCAGUCUCAUGAAUGCAAAAUCUCAACCCGCCUUAACCUAGACAACAGUGUCAACAUUAAAUCACAAUUUGAAAGCAUGUCUGACACUUUGCUUAUCCCCUCUGAACAAAAGAUUAAAGUGACAAUUAAGGCUGAAGUGAACGACUAUGCCAGUAAACAGGAAAUCAGCGCUUACAACAGUCCAGCGCGGCUUGGGCUGGAAGGGUCUGGAAAAGUGCACACCAAUCUGUUCAACACUGCCAACACUUCUUAUCAGGACUUUGCAGUCUCUGGCUUCCUAAAGUAUGACAAAAGCACUGAUACACAAUCAAUUAGUUUGCCUUUCAUUGAAAGUUUUUCUCGAGUCCCUGACAACAUCAGAAUAACACUUGUGAGUAUGGGCGAGACCCUGAGGAAAUACAUCAACCGAGAGGGGAUUGCUUCUAAAAUUCAGAACAUACCUCAUCAUGUAAGUGAUUUUGUGUCUAAUUUGAACUUUGAGAGAAGAGCUGUGCAGCUGAAACAUGCCUUGAAAGUUCCGUACCACGAGAACGCAUUAAAGCUGAAAGUCUGGAUCGGUGCAUUUGAGAAAUUAGUGAGUGAUAUGUUCAACCGUUUCAGUGAGGCAUUGGAUAGUUUGGGGGAAUUGAUUGUGAUGGGUAUGCAUAUUGACAAAGUUGUUGAAAUCCUACCAAAGCACAUCAAGGUUUUGAUAUUUUCCAUCAUUGAGGAUGUAAAAAAUAUUCUUAGCUUGAUCAAGACCCAAGGUUACACAAAGCUGAAUGAAAUCUUCCAUCCUGCCAGUGCUGAGAACAAGCUUGACAGUCAGAUUCCUGCAAUUUCGACAUCUCUUCUAGUGCCAUCUUUUGGAAAACUGUAUGGUGAAAUUAUAAUCAGAACAACCAGAACCUCUGCAGAGUUCAUGAACGCCUCAAAGAGAUACCCUUUUUUCACAGCUUGCAUUAACUCUAUAGGAACCUCUGCAAACCUCAACGUUCUGAGUUAUGAUCUAGAAUCCACAGCACAGAUAUCGAUCCCCGAGACGAGUCCUGUAAUAGUGUCUGAAACUUUCAAGUUAACACACAUUGAAUUGACUUUAGACCAACAGGCAUUGUUGACUCUGAAUGGAUCUGCCUCUAACAAUACUUUCUUUCUUGAAACUUCAUACAAAAACCAGGUGAACAUCCCCUCACACUCACUGUUUGGUGAAGCUAUCCUGAUUCAGAAGGCUGUAGCUUGCCAGGAUGAUGCUGCAUUCACAAUAACAGUUAAAAAUGAAGGAACUGGCAGAUUUGCCCUUCAAGACUUCUCUAAGGAAGGCACCCAUAAGAGUGACUUGCAUUUGAACAUGGGCAUUGGCGCCGCCAAGCUGUCUUUUACUGGCCACACUGAUAGCGAUGCUUUGCAGAUCAAGAUGAAGAUGAAAGUGAAGGCUGAUGCUGUUGCUCUAAGGCACCUUGAAUUCAAUGCUAGUGUUAAUACUGAGUCUCCAUUUAUCAAGAACAGUUUGCUGGUUGCUUCUGGGAAGGCUCGCUUGAGCGAUAUGAUGGUGGAAAUCAAGGCAUCCCAUGUCACAUCGGUUGUCGGAGCUGUCAGCGGGGUCCUCUCUAAUGCCGCCAACAUCAUGACUCGUCCUGUCAGGGUUGUUAUUGACUUUCAGAACAGGGGUAUUGCUAAGAUCAACCUCUUCGAGUCUUUUUCAGCCAAUGUUGAUGUCUAGAAAGACUACACUGUUACCUUCAACUCUGACAUACAAGAAAUCAGCAGUGUGGUAGUCGCCUACUUAAA